AGCGCCAGCAGGAAAGGCGCUGUGCGUCGCACGUGUGCGGAGGCCGCGGGCGGGCCCAUGGCGAGCUCCGCGGGGCUGGCGCUGUGCGGACAAACGCUGGUGGUGCGGGGCGGCAGCCGGUUCUUGGCCAUCUCCACUGCGAGCAGUGAUGAUGACCGCGUCUUCACGUAUGACUGCAGUGCUGCAGAGAAGUCUGCCCCAGAAGAUAAAGGGGAGAAUGGACAGCCCGUAGACAAGGGGAGCGACACGAUUCUGGCGUCCACCUUCUCCAAGUCUGGCAGCUAUUUUGCUUUAACUGAUGACAGUAAGCGUCUGAUUCUUUUCCGUACAAAACCAUGGCAAUGUCUGAGUGUCAGGACUGUAGUGCGGAGGUGCACUGCUCUGACUUUCACAGCCUCAGAGGAUCGGCUCUUGGUGGCUGAUAAGUCUGGAGAUGUCUACUCCUUCUCGGUCUCAGAGCCUGAUGGAUGUGGCAGGCUGGAACUUGGACACCUCUCCAUGCUGCUAGAUGUGGCCAUGAGUCCUGAUGACCUGUUUGUGCUCACUGCGGACCGGGAUGAGAAGAUCCGGGUCAGCUGGGCUGCUGCUCCGCACAAUAUCGAGGCUUUCUGCCUGGGACACACAGAGUUUGUGAGCCGCAUCUUUGUUGUGCCCAGUCACCCUGAGCUGCUGCUUUCCUCAUCUGGGGAUGGCACCCUGAGACUCUGGGAGUAUAGAAGUGGCUGCCAGCUGCAAUGCUGUGACCUGGCCAGCCUACAGGAGCCUGCAGAGCAUCAAGGCCACAAGGGAUUGGCCGCAUCUAGGAUUGCAUUCUGGGGACAAGAGAGCUAUGUGGUGCUUCUGUGUGAGUGCGUUCCUGUGGUCUUCAUCUUCCAGCUUGAUGCCAGCAGACAACAGCUGGUGUUCAGACAGCAGCUGACUUUCCCUCAUCGAGUGUGGGAUGUCGUCUUUGAGGAGACUCGGGGGCUGUGGGUUCUGCAGGACUGUCGGGACGCUCCCCUCGUGCUCUGGAGGCCUGUGGGUGAACGGUGGCAGGCUGUUCCUGAAGAUGCUGUGUCCCAGAGACUUGGCAGCCAUCUCCGUGAAAACUGGGCCAUGCUGGAAGGCACUGUUGGUGCAGAUGAGGGUUUCCGCAGCCUCUACAAGGCCACCUUCGACAACAUGACCUCCUAUCUGAAGAAGAAGGAAGAGAGACUGCAGCAGUUGAAGAAGAAACGACAAAGGAGCCCCCUCCCAGCGUCCCCAGAACAGACCAAAAAGGCGUGCCUGGGGCAAUCAGCCCUUAGUUGCUGAUCUUGGACUUGGCACAGCUCUCAGCCCUGAGGCUUCAUGGGUCGUUCUCUCUUCUUCCUCCUGCCGGUUCAUCCAUAAGGAGGGAGAUCAUGGCAGCUCAGUCCCCACCGCUAGCUCCACAACCGUCUUUGUCACUGAGCACAGCCUCUUGGCUGCAGGGGCACCCAUGGUGUUAACCUAGCUAAUGAUUCUUCAGAGCUGCAUGGAAGCACCUUCACAUUGAAGGGUACACUGACCUGUAGCACCGCGUCCGUCAGUCAGUGCCCAUGGUGCCGUCUCUGCAGAUCUCUAGGGAGGCCUGCGGGCAGGAUGGGCAGGACCUGCCUCCAUUGCUUUGGGCUCUCCAGGUGGAGUACUUCAUGGCUCACACGUAGUUGCUUGCUAUUGUGGGGCAGAUUGCUCUGUACUCUUAGCCACUUGUGGUGAGGGGCUCAGUCCGGGCCAAGCAGAGCAGCAUGUACAUCCUAGGGAAACAGGCAUGGCAUUGGUGCUGGAGCAGACCUACCUUCAGGGCAGAUGAGGAUGUGAUCUGGGCCAGGCCUUAUUUUACAGGAAUGACCAGUGAUGUCGUGGUCUAUUGCUUUGAUUUGAACUCUGCACACACCACAGAACAGCAGGGGAUCAACUGAACACAGCAUCAAUAAAGAAACUUUGCAUAGCUUUCUGUAAU
Molecule: messenger RNA, 1963 nt
Organism: Myodes glareolus (Bank vole)
Lineage: Eukaryota; Metazoa; Chordata; Mammalia; Rodentia; Cricetidae
Gene: Wdr4
Product: WDR4 tRNA N7-guanosine methyltransferase non-catalytic subunit
Biological process (GO): tRNA modification; RNA (guanine-N7)-methylation
Cellular component (GO): tRNA methyltransferase complex; cytosol; nucleus
Molecular function (GO): protein binding
Source: RefSeq, a predicted model, not a curated record